Messenger RNA from Paramecium octaurelia, 2967 nucleotides. NCBI's taxonomy places the organism in Eukaryota, Ciliophora, Oligohymenophorea, Peniculida, Parameciidae. The record is from the annotation of a GenBank genome assembly.
AGUACGAUGUCAUGUUUGACAUCCUACACAGCUAAUUUUAGAGAUUGGAAAAAGCAAUAUCAUGGUAUCAUUGGACCAUUUUGUGUAUUAAGCGAUAAAAAGUUACCAUUUAUAGCUGAGACUAAUUAUACUAGUAAUUUUGUGACUCAGAAAUAUGAGAAACUAGUUCCAAUUAUUCCUAAUCUUCUGUAUAUAAUUAAGAUAUCAAAAAUAGUGGACUAUUUCUAGUAGGAACUCAAUCUUUAGUUCGUGAAACUACUCAUAAGAUUUAAUUCUCGUUGCCAUAGAAUUGGAUAGACAAUUAAUCAGUCAUCAGUCCUCGAAAUAUAGAGGUGAAAAGUUUUGAUGGAUAUCAACCUCACUUCAAUAAGCGAUAGUAAUCACCAUAAGCGAUGAAUUCAUUUGCUGAUAGAUUCUUCCAUUCUUCAAUUGUAUAGUAAUUGAUGAAAAAGAAUCAGAAACAAAUUAUCAAAUUGAUUUAUUAUAAAUAAUAAUAUGUCUGUAAGAAUCAAAUAUACUAGCAUAAUAGAAUCUACUACUGGAUUGAAAUCAUUGAGUUUAUCAAAAAAGAACAUAUUAGCAUUAGGGAGUGGUGAAGAAGAAGAUUGGUUACUAUUAAAUGAAGUGGAUGCUCAAUUUAAUUUGCAUCCUAUUUAAAUUGGCAAGAUGGAAAAGAGAAUGAUUUCUCAAUUAGCAUGGUCUCCAUCAGGACUUUAUUUGGCAACAAGCAACGAUAAAUUAAUAGUUUGGUAGUUCAAUGGCGGCAAUUUGUCUAUAUAUCGAACCUAUUAAGGGCAUAAAUUGGAGAUCACUGCAUUAUGUUGGUCUCCAGAUGAUUAAAGAAUAGCCACUGCCUCUUUAGAUGGAAACAUCUUUAUUUAUCAUAUCAAAUAAGAUGGAAUUUAACAUAAAAUAGAUUGUGGUUAAAAAACAGUUGGAAUAUGUUGGGAUCCGUUUGACAAAUACAUAGUUUCCUUGAAAUUCGACAAUACAGUAUUCAAUGAUUUUAUAAAAGGUCAAUUUUUAUAAAAUUGAUAAUUGGAAACAAGAAAUUACAGUUUCCCUCCAAAUACAAGGCAAAUAAUGUACAACCAAAAGAGAAGAUAGGAAAUUGGAUUGGAGUGUAGAUUGCAGAUAUUUGGCUGUCCCAAAUUUAGAUGAUAAAGUAGUGAUUACAUUUAUCCUUAGACUAUCCCAACAGUGGCUAUCUUGGAUCGAAACCAGAAUUUUCAAGUUGUUAGAACGAUAGUUGGACCAUUCUCAUCAAUCAAUGUUGUUAGAUUUUCACCAAUGUUAUUUAAGAAUUCGAAUUCUAAUGAAUAUUUUAGUGUAUUUGCUAUCGGUGAUAAUGAUGGUAAUAUCAGUUUAUGGUAAAUAAACGAGAAUUAAGUUGAUGAACAACCAUUUCUAUUGGUUAAGGGUCAUAAAAAGGCUGGAGAACUUAUAGAGGAUAUUACAUGGAAUCAAUAAGGAACUGUGUUAAUCGCUACAACGUCAAAAAAAUAUAUUAUUGUUAUUGAUUUUCAAUUGAGUUUGGGCUAGGUUUUAAAUGAAAUAGAGAAAUAGUAAGCAAUUAAGAGUCUAUAUGGGGAUCUGAAAAAUACAAUUAAAUAAAUUAGAUUUUAUUAACCAAAAAUUAAUAAUGAAAAUAUCAAAUUUGCAGAUAUGCAAUUAGAAAAGAUAGAUAUCUAAGAUGAAUUCAAGAAUUAAAUACCUGAUAGUACGAUUUAAUAACGAGAAAUUCCUAAAUAGACUUAAACAUAAUUUAAGUAGGUCAUUGUGGAUGGCAAAAAAAAGUUAAUUCCUUUGGAUGUGAAUUCUUCUGAACCAAUUAUCAAAAAGGUUGAAUAGUAGUAGCCUUUGUUGGUCAUUUAAUAAUAUGAAGUUUUGCCAAAAAGCUACUCAUUUUCAAUGAAUAACAAAACCCUUUUGUUGGAAGUUCAAAAAUAAUAGUAAAGAAUAUUUAAUUAAGCUGUCUAUGGAACUUUAAUUAGAUGUAUUGAAAAUAAUACACCAAAGUGGAUUGACUAUGUAGAGGGGUAAGUAAAAACUAUUCAAUAUAAUGAUGAUCUAAUUGUCAUAUACACUGAUUAGGCACUGCUAUACAUUGAGAACCAUAAAGGAAUGAGGUAGGAGGCACCAUUUAUCUUACCAUUCUUAAGUUAGAUUGUUUUGAGUACAAAAAAUCAUAUUCUAUGUCUUUAAAACACGGGAGAAUUUAAAGUCAUCAAUUUAAAUUAAAAAACUAUUUUAUAUGAAGGUGAUAUUAAAAUUUUAAUGCAACAUGUCUAUGAGUGGAUGGAUAAAAAGCAAUUAUUGAAUGAAGAUGAAAAGAAAGGCAAAUAAAGAAUUGAUCCAUUAAUAAAAGCAAAUCUUAAAAUUGAUACUGAGGGAUAUCCUUUAGUUGAAUUUCUAUUUAAGGACUAUUGUGUUUACACAUAUCAUAAAUAAUUGAGACAAUGGAUUAAAACUAAAUAGAUUGAUGUGAAGUAUUUAUAAUUAAUUUUCACUAGCAACCAAAAUUAGGAUAUCAAGAAUUUAAAGAAAUUCAACUUUAAUUAAUACUAAACACCUCCUUAUAAUGAUGCUUAGAUAUAUAAGAGGUUAAUCUAAAAGUCUACAAUUGAAGAUGCAAUAAAUGAUAUUCAAUAAAUAUCAAAAUUGGAGGAACAAUUAAAAAUAUAUUGGUCAGAUGGAGAUAUUAAAACAUAUGAGAAAGCAUUAUAUACAUAUAUUAAGAAAGUAAUUUGAGAAUUUAACUAGUUAUGUGACACAUGGCCAAAUAAUCAAGAGAAAUUGUAAAAUAUAAUUGAAACAAUGAUUACUAAUUAAAACUCUGCUGAAUAUAAGUAUCUGAGAGAACGUGUGCAGGAUAUGGAAGAGCUAAAAAAAAAAAUAAUUUAUAUUCUUCAACAAUUUCCAUAAACUAGAGAUCUAAUAUUGUGUCUUUUUCCAGAUUAUUUCUGA